AUGUAUGUCGAGAACAGAACGCUGAGAAUUCCAGAGACAGAGAUGAGUUGGAGGCGCAAAAUGCUGGCGACGGGGACGAGCCGUUGCGAGCGUAGCAUUAUAGGUGUCUGGUGUAAGAAUGAUAUGAAAAUGACAUUACAUGCUACAGUUCCCCAAAUUUCUAACGCCACGACUUUUGAUUUGGACAACAGUUACUUGUCUUGCUCAAUGACCAAUAGCAAGCGCCCUUUCAAAAUUACGGUUCUUCUAAGUGGUGGCGUUGAUAACAGUGUCGCACUUCGCCUCCUCCACGCAUCCGGACACUCCUGCACCGCUUUCUACCUUAAAAUCUGGUUUAAAGCAUCUUACCUUAUUGAUGAGUAUAAAUAUGGGUGUACACCUAACCCUGAUGUUCUUUGCAAUACAAGAUUCAAAUUUGGUGCGUUCAUGGAUGCCAUCAGUAACAUGGAUUUUGAGUUUGUUGCUUCUGGACAUUAUGCAAAAGUUAUUCACCCCCUUACAGAUGAAACCAAUGAGCUUUCAUUUCUUCAGCUGUCAAAGGAUAUGGAAGAAGUCCGAAGGUUGCCCGGAAAUUUGAUUUGCCUAACCAAGAAAGAAGGGAUUCAUAGGGAAUAUGCUUUCUUGGGAAGUCUCUGCACUGCACACCAGGUUCUUAAGCAAUGGGCUAAAAGUGGUGGCCUUAGUUACAAUGAUUAUGUUGAGCUUUGUGCUAAAAAAGAGGCUGUCUCCGAGUUAGGAAAAGAGGCAAAGUUAGACAUGUUUGAGCUUCCUGCAAAGAUAAAGCUGCUGCCAGAUCCAUGGACACCUGAAUCCGGAUUAGUGACAGCCGCACUCAAGUUAAAAAGGGAACAAUUAAAGGCCAAAUCUAAGGAUGAUUUACAAAAGCUAUAUGAGUGGUUGAUUUGA
Molecule: messenger RNA, 906 nt
Organism: Lactuca virosa
Lineage: Eukaryota; Viridiplantae; Streptophyta; Magnoliopsida; Asterales; Asteraceae
Source: the annotation of a GenBank genome assembly